AUGCUAAUUCGAAUUGAAUAUUUUUACAUUCUCGUAUUGGCUUUACCUAUUGCUACAGCAGAAGCUCCUGAUUUGAGUUGUGAAGAUAUUGUCGCAACAGAUAGUGGAAAUGUAAUGUAUACGCAAGCCAAUUAUGCAGUAAAACAUGCGCCAGGGACAACAGCGCUUAUGAUAUGCAAAUUUGGUUAUGUCAGCUCAUUCCCAUUUCUGGUCUUCUGCCAGAAAGAUGGCAAAUGGAACGAUAAACUUGGUGAAUGCAUAUUAACUAGUAAGACUUGUGAUCCUCAGAAUUCUCAGCACAACAUCAUUUACAUACCUCCAGGGACCUCUACUAAAUAUCCAUCAGGCACAUUUGCGAUGUUGCAAUGUUCUAUGGAUCAAGUGCCAAUUGGGCAAUCAUCUGCUAUGUGUUUGGACGGGAAAUGGACUGCAGAAUUAGGUGUCUGCAAGAAACUGCUUAAUGAUAAUAUUUCCAAUGUCAUAAUUAUUGAACCGAAGGCUAAAUCAGAUAACUUCAUCCAAUCACAUAGUACCGCACAAUUAGAAAAUAUGGCACCAACAAAUGCAGAACAUAUGGCACCAACAAAUGCGGAAAAUAUGACACCAACAAACGCGGAAAAUAUGAAACCAACAAGUGCAGAAAAUAUGACACCACCAAAUGCGGAAAAUACGACACCACCAAAUGCGGAAAAUAUGGCACCAACAAGUGCAGAAAAUAUGACACCAACAAACGCGGAAAAUAUGGCACCAACAGAUGCGGAAAAUAUGACACCAACAGACGCGGAAAAUAUGACACCAACAAACGCGGAAAAUAUGAUACCAACAAAUGCAGAAAAUAUGGCACCAACAAAUGCAGAAAAUAUGACACCAACAAACGCGGAAAAUAUGGCACCAACAAAAAAUAUGACACCAACAAAUGCGGAAAAUGCAACAUCAUUAGAUGUUUUUUUGAACGAGUUGGAUAUUGCUUCAAACAUGAGUUUGAAGAGUACAACCUCUCUAUUACAACUGAUAAAGAUGGAAAAAUUGGACAACGAAUCAGUUAAAAUGACGAUAUCUUCACUUUUAGCCAAUGACGAAGGCAAUGAAGAGGAUUUGGUACAUUCCUGA
Messenger RNA from Acanthocheilonema viteae, 1110 nucleotides. The record is from the annotation of a GenBank genome assembly. NCBI's taxonomy places the organism in Eukaryota, Metazoa, Nematoda, Chromadorea, Rhabditida, Onchocercidae.